This is a messenger RNA of Lycium ferocissimum, 1321 nucleotides long. RefSeq names its product B3 domain-containing protein At3g18960-like. The transcript is spliced from 5 exons. The record is from RefSeq and is a predicted model, not a curated record. Lineage: Eukaryota; Viridiplantae; Streptophyta; Magnoliopsida; Solanales; Solanaceae. Gene Ontology annotation, molecular function: DNA binding. Bases 526 to 1191 code for a protein of 221 amino acids.
UUAAAAUUAUGUGUUCUUCUUUUUUUUAUCAUUGCUUAAUUCUCAUUGUCUCAUAACAUAGAUCCCUUUAUCCAUAAAUGAGGACCAAUAAUGUAACCUUUAGGAGUACUAGUAAUAUUUACUCCACUUGACUAUAAAUUAUCCACCUUAUUUAUUAAGGUUCAUUUUAAGCAAUGGUUAUAAAUUGGGACUUCUGCGCAAGCCUGUUUUCUUACUCUUCCCUUUCACAAAAAAAAUGCAUCAGCCUUCCUCUGUACACAUCACAGGCGGCUGCUACACUGCCACCUGAUACCUACGCUUCCCUAUUCAUGUUUACUUCUCUUUCUUCAUCUUUCUCUCUCACCUCCCUUUUACAUGAAAUCAUGUUUUUAAAAUCAUCAGUCCUACAGAGUAAAAUGAUGUCUUUUUCCCCAUAUCAAGAACAAGACAACAAUAGUGUACUGCAGUUAAAGUUGAGCCACUAUUUAAGGUAUUGAGAUUUAGCCAUAGAAGAAAAGGUGAAAGGAAAAAAAAAAAAAAAAAAAGAUGGAUGAAGCAUUUAUCCUUGAUGUUCUCCCUGAGUUCUUUCUAUGCUAUCCACACACGAAAAUUCCACGAGGAUUUCUCAAGGUCUUCAAUGGGCAGACUCCUGUGCACUUUGUGCUGGAAGGUCCUGCAGGGAUAUCUUGGCAGGUUGGUGUGGAACAGAUUGAGGGCGAUUUCUUUUUCAGAAGAGGUUGGCCAGACUUUGUGAAGAAGAAUAAUUUAGAGUAUGGAGAUUUUCUAACAUUUUGCUAUGCUGGAAACUCAAAAUUUUAUGUUAGAUUAUAUGGAAAAGAUGGCUGCUUAAAGCAGGACCAAGAAAAUGUGCAUGUCUACUUACGAAAAGCAACUGGUACAACUAUAUGUGCAGCUCCUCCUCCCGCUUCAUUUGAACUCGUCAUGAAGAAAUCUUACUUCACGAAAUUGACUAUUCCAGCUGCAUUUGGCAACAGAUUUAUGAAAAGGGGGGAAGAGAAUUUUGCUACUCUCCGAACUGGUAGUGAUAGCUGGCAGGUUAGAGUUCGCAGUGGUGAUAAACUUGAUUUUCGGAAAGGGAUGAGCAAAUUUUUGUGCGACAAUGAUGUGCGUGUAGGAGAUAUUUGCCGCUUUGAACUGAUUGAUGAGGAGAAGUUCAUAAUGGUAGUGCAAAUUAGACGAUUUCCCAGAUAAAGUAGUCAUAGAAAUUGUGACAAAUCCCUUUUUUACAUUCAGCAAUGUUUUUGCUUGAGAGAGGACAUCAUAUGUACUAAGAAUUUCAAGUGGAAUAGAAAGUUGACAUAUCAGAUUGAUGACUAUGAAA